Linnemannia hyalina is the source of this 1080-nucleotide messenger RNA. Lineage: Eukaryota; Fungi; Mortierellomycota; Mortierellomycetes; Mortierellales; Mortierellaceae. The record is from the annotation of a GenBank genome assembly.
AUGGAUAAAGUGACGAUAGCGAGCGCGGUGAUUAUCCUGAUCCUGUUCUUUGGAGAGCUGUUCAACUACCGGGCUAUCCAUGUCGAAUCGUCGUUGGUGGUCGAUAGUGGCAGGAAGGAGAAGAUGAAUAUUGAUUUCGAUAUCAGCUUCCGCAAGAUCCCAUGCUACAUUUUGACGCUGGAUGUGAUGGAUGUUGCGGGAGAACAUCAAGCGGACGUGGCGCACUCGAUCUACAAGACUCAACUGGCUCCUGACGGCACCGAACUCAAGCACGAAAAGACCGAACACCUGGGAGAUACAGGGCCAGAUCCAAAGGUGGUUGGGGAGAACUACUGCGGUGAGUGCUACGGCGCCCAAAAGCCCGAAUCCGGUUGCUGCAACACCUGCGAAGACGUCCGAAAGGCGUACGAAACCUCCGGCUGGUCCUUCAACCACGCAGAAACCAUCGAACAAUGCACCCGAGAAGGAUACCUCGACAAGAUCAAAGAACAAGCCAACCAAGGAUGUCGCAUCCGCGGGAAAGUUACCGUCAACAAAGUCGCCGGUAACUUCCAUAUUGCUCCAGGGAGAUCCUUCCAGAGGGGUAGCGCGCAUGUCCAUGAUAUCCAACAGUAUUUGGAACAGGGGCUGGAUUUCUCGCAUCAGAUUGAACAUUUGAGUUUUGGGGAGAAGAUCCCGAAUGUUCAUAAUCCCUUGGAUGAUACGAAGGCGGAGAAUGCGGAGGGGUUGUUUAUGUUUCAGUAUUAUUUGAAGGUUGUGGGAACACGGUAUUAUUAUCUGGAUAAGAUGCCGGUUUUCACGAACCAGUUCUCGGUGACGCAGUAUAAUCGGAACUUGCAAUAUAAGAAUGCUUGGGGCCAGGUCCAGGCCCCCAAUGGUCUCCCAGGUGUGUUCUUCAACUUUGACAUCUCGCCGAUGCUGGUGAUCCAGAAGGAAGAACGCAGGUCGUUCGCCUCGUUCCUGACGGGAGUCUGUGCCAUCGUCGGCGGCAUCUUUACAGUCGCCGGGCUUUUGGACGGAGCCAUCUGGCGCGCUGAACGGACCCUCAAGAAGAAGAUGGAGCUCGGCAAAGCUUUUUGA